Messenger RNA from Pseudogymnoascus destructans, 378 nucleotides. RefSeq lists its product as uncharacterized. Bases 1 to 378 code for a protein of 125 amino acids. Lineage: Eukaryota; Fungi; Ascomycota; Leotiomycetes; Thelebolales; Thelebolaceae. The record is from RefSeq and is a predicted model, not a curated record. The transcript has 3 exons.
AUGACGACUCGCGCUGAAACACUCAUCGCGCGAGCCUGUCUCACGAGCGAAUCGCCAUGCCGCCUCUCGCCCCCGAAGACCUCUCGCGUGCUCGACCCACACCAAGAUUCGCACCCCAGCGAAGCCAUAUUUGGACGCUCGGCAGGAGCUUUAGGCAGAGAGGUGUUUAAGACCGACGAGAAGGAGGUCAACCCAGCGAUUAAAGUUUGUGCUAUACAAGUGCGGAGCUGUCGGAGUGAGGAGUGCCGCUUCAUGCUUCGUGGUUAUAUCGACAAGAACACGGCGCGCGGGGAUAGAAGCCUGUCGGCAGCAGGACCUCCACAACGACAACAACUCACCAGCAACAGCACAUAUCGACAGCAACACGGCGCGCGGUGA